Messenger RNA from Pelobates cultripes (western spadefoot toad), 7783 nucleotides. The record is from the annotation of a GenBank genome assembly. NCBI's taxonomy places the organism in Eukaryota, Metazoa, Chordata, Amphibia, Anura, Pelobatidae.
AUGUUUCUGCCCCCAUGUGGUGAUAUGGGCGUUAUGGCAGGUGAGGCCAGGAUGCUGUGGCGGUGUCCCACUCUGUAAUUUGUGGCUUUGGGCUGGCUCGGAUUAGUUGCUGUUCCUCCAUAGCUUGGUUUGUGGGGUUACAGCUUGUGCUCGCUUGUUCCCGCUCAGCCCGCAUCGGCAAUCCGUCCAUGUGGAGUCAGGAGAGGUGGGUGCGCCAGUCAGCCCUCGAUCAUGGGUGACAUGGCAUGUGGUCUCCGCCAUUUUGGAAGCGGCCUCUGUGCUCCGUGUCUGCCAUGCUGUUGCUUUGGGUGCCAGUGUUGUUGCACUCCGAUGGGCCAUGGGGUGGGGACCGGGAUCAUGUCUGCCUAGCCUCGAGCUUCUGCCUUGCCGCAGGUGGGCAGGCUAGCUGGGCAGCGGCCGUCCACCCCACUCACCGCCCGAGCGGUCCCCAUUGUGGAUGACGGCGAUCGCCCCUCCGAGGGACUAAAACUUUCCUCUGGACCAGGGUGGCUUCUCGCACUGGGUCACAGCUGCCAGUCGUCGAGUGAGUAUGAAAUUAGUUUUUAAAUGCCAAAACUGGAGAGUAUUGCUGGAGCUACUCCAUUCUGCGACCAUUCAGCAUGGCGGUCCGGCCCCGACCCCCCUUUCCAUAUCCAAUUUGAGUUUGUUGAGGUGGCUACUGAACCUUUCAAUAUCCCCCGGAGUUACAUAAUUGUUUAUAGAGAACAAUUCAGGAAACUGAUUAAAUUCUCUCUUGAAAAUAUUAUGACGGAGAAGAUCAAGCUUUUAGAUAAAUAAUGACACAAUAUUUUUGCAACUUAUAAGAGUAAUAUUGGCUCCUUGAAGCUACAAAUUAUUUUCAUUAAAUGUCUUGAAAAUGUCUGCCAAAUAAAAGUCUUCAUUCUUUACAGUUUUUAACUGUUCAUAGAGACCAGCCUCAUUAUCACUUUCAAAAAACUGUAUGACACUAUCAAAUAAAGCAACAAAACGAGACAAGCAUGUACCCUUUGAGAGCCAUCGAAAUUCUGUGUGUAAAAGUAAUCUAAGAAACUGCUCGUUAUUGUCCUGGCACAGCUGUCGAAACAUUCUAUCACAUUUGGCAUUAGAUUUGAUCUUAUUUACAGCUUUAAUUAUUAUACUUAAUGAUGAAUAGAAACUUGUACUUAACCCCUUAAGGACACAACUUCUGGAAUAAAAGGGAAUCAUGACAGAAUAUUCCCAUCAUGUGUCCUUAAAGGGUUAAAUGUUUUCAUACAAUAUGUUGUCUGAAUACACAAAACGUUUGGCACUUCUUCCUUCAAGUAAGCAACAAACCCACUAUAGCGGCCUACCAUUGAUGGUGAGCCAUCAGUAGCACAUGCAACAAUAUUGUGCAAUGGUAUAUUAUUUUUUGCAAAGUAUGAUUUCACAGCAUUAAAUAUUGAUAAUCCUUUUGUAUCUGUAAUCAGAUUGACAGUGAAUAGCAUUUCUUCUUGAAAUGUAUUGUUUUCAUCAAGUACCAUACAUAUGUCAUCAGUAGAGCAUUAUUAUCUGCAAUGACAGACUCGUCCAAUUGUAUGGAAAAUGAAGAAUUUGUAGCAAGAUGUUCUCGCAAUCGACUUGGCUUCAUUGCUUCAUUAGAUAAUGUCUUGUGGCAGUAAACACAUUGGAAGCUGUUUAUUUGUAACAGAUUCAAUGAAACCCAUCGUCAGAUACUCUGGUAAAUAGCCACAAGCAUAUUGCUUUUUUUUCAGACAUGGGUUCUAAAUUUGUUUCACAAUUUAACAACUACUUUUACUCUUACGUUUUGAUCUGCACUCCACACAGUGCUCCCCCCCCCUCUUUUCCCUUUUAUUACAAACACCAAAAACAACGCUGUAUUAGUUGCCAAUUUUUAUUAUGUGUCACCAUAAAAAAGAAAUUACCCGCUUUUUUUCUACUUUUCCUUUUCAUUCUCUCCUUCUUUUACUUAUUUUCCUUCUUUCUUUUAUUUUAUAAGAUAACAAAACUUAACUUAUGAGCCACUCUAAACACUACUUACUCUCCUCCUUUAUUUUAUCCCAUUUUUUCUAUUUUUCUUCCCUUUUUUAAAAACUUUUUUUGAUCUUUUCCUUUACAUUCCUUAUGGCAAUGUACAAAAGUAAGGCUGAGCUAGUUACCCCACUUAUUAUUAUUAGCCAACAACAAUUCUCUCCUUGUCCUGCCUAUAACUUUUCUUUCUCUUAUUUUACAACUGCUCUGCUCCACUUCUGCCUGUCCCUGCUAUCAGCUCCCACUCCCCCCUUCCUCUUCCCAUGUGUUACACGUUUGCGCGCGCAUGCACGCGUCCGUACUUUCAUGUGUGCACUGGCGCCCGCCCACACUCUCAAAAGGAGGAUUUAGCCGCCGAAAUCCCUACCGCCCACCUGGAGUCCUGAAACGCCCACUAGUGGGCGGUAGGGACCAGGUUGACGACCUAUGAUCUACAUAGAUUUAUAAUGUAAUGUAUAUAUUCACCUAUGAAAACUUUUUCUUCAAUUUAAAAAUGAUAACUUUGCAAAAUCUUCUGACAGUCCCUAAUAUUAUGUGGAGAGAGGUCUCUCUGACCACAGAUCGUAAAUUGUGUCCAGUGUUCAGGAGCUAAAUCUUCAAUCUCACCACAAGUUCACACAGCCAGACACUCACUCUUCUAGAAUCGAGGAUCUAGUAUAUCAACCCAAUGGAGGUAUGAGCUUCCUACAGGGGUAUUCACUGAAGUGAGAAUUCAAAGUAAAGAUUAAACUAAAGGCAAAUAUAGAACAAUUCUUCAAAUAAGGUGGGAUCCAACAGGGAGCACCAAUGCAAGCUCUGAAUUCAAGACAAUUCUCAGUUUAGUGAAUAACACUGAUAGAGUCCAUCUAGAGUUAAAUUAAGCAGGAUGGAAUUAAUGGGCUUUUCUAAACACAGCUCCAAGCAUGCUGCCCACUGCUAGCAGGAAAUGGAACAUAAAAAUAAACACUAUAAAUUCAAUUCAACACACUACUUGCUUCAAUGUCAUUUUAUCAGAACUUUUUCAAAAUAACAAUACAAAUCAACAAAAUGUUUUAAAACUGGUUGCUAAAGGAACGGAAUGGCAUCUAUUUUAUACUAUUUGUGUAUAUAAAGUGUGUCUAUGUAAAAGGGUUUCUAUAUUUGGGAUGGGGUUGCACAAAUAAUGUCACAAUUCAUCUGGUAUCCAACCCUUCCCAGAUCCAAGAUGUAGGUACUGGAAGUGCUUUGUUGGAUUGGGAAUAUGGGUUCUAAAAGCAGAAAUAUUAAUUGUAUUUAGUAACCAAAAGUAAAAUCAAGAGCUAGAUGGGAGGUUUAUAUGUUGCCACAUUCUCUACUUUCAGAAUGAGACACUCUGGGACAUCUGCACUUCUCCUCCUGGUCUUUCUGUGUUUUGAUCAUGUUAGCCAUGCCCAACACUGGUCCUAUGGUCUGCGUCCAGGAGGUAAAAGGGUCCCUGAAACUAUCCAGGACUCAUACUCAGAGGUAAGUACACUAGGGUGUAUAGUGAAGUAGUACUCUGUAGAUGUGAUUGUAGUUUAAAGAACAAUUAUCUUUUUUGGUGUUUAGGCUAUUUUGUAUUUUGAAAAUUGGGGAAUAACAAUGCUCAUUAUAGCAUGCAUUCAUGUAAGGAUGCAGAUUGUACAAUGACUAGACAAUUUCUUUGUAUGUCCAUUUUUUUUCUACCCACCACUAUCAACAGAACCCACUUUAUUUAAUUCUGUUCUAAAGCAAUAAGGACACAUUGGAGUUGCAACAGUGUGGCAUAAUUCUAAAAUUAGACCAAUUACCAAGGAAACCAAUAACAUAUUUUUUGCUUAUAGCUUCACUUUGAGAACUUUGCCCCAGAAUUGAUCUGCAUGCAUACGGCAACAGUGUACGGCACCAUUAAUACAUAAUAAACAGGAGUCAAAGGAAAAUAAAUACUGAAAAAAAUAAUUUAAUAUGCAUGUUUAAAGGGACACUAUAGUCACCAGAACCCACUACAGCUUAGUGUAAUGGUUCAGGCACAGAGAGCCUGUUCAACAGUGUUUACAUUGCUAAGUCCACCUUCUAGUGGCAUUCACUCAGACAGCCACUAGAGAGACUUUAUGGACAAAGUCUUGUGCAAUCUUUGCCACCCUGACAUUCAGCAUUUUCACGCUCUGCAUGGAGAUGCAAUGACACAAUGCAUCACUAUGAGGAGAUGCCGAUUGGUGCAGCACAGGGACUUGCUGCAUAUGUGCACUUGCCUCCCAUUGCUUUCCUAUGGGUAAACACUGCAUCGACUUAGAUUAUUACAAUUAAUGAUCUCAGCCAGGGAGGCAGGGCAGCAGCAUAGAGACCAGAGAGGUAAGGUCUAAAAAAAGUUUUACAAUUAUUAUUGCACACGGGGGGAGUUCUAAAUAGCAGAACACCAUAAUGUUACAUGUCUGUAUUCCUAAUGCUGUAAUGUUUCUUUAAUACAGUUAAAAACAAGCUGAUCCAAAAAACAAAUACAAAAUCUUUAGGAUAGUAUUAUACUAGUAGUAAAAAACAAAACACAGACUAAAAUUGCCACCAUUAUUAUUGCCAUAUAACUUGUACACAGGGCCAUAUUAAAAGCCUAUUGGGCCUGGUGCUGACAAUUACGAUGGGUUAAAUUAUAAAAUCAUAUUGACAGAAACCACAAAAACAGUCAUACCUCCCAUACCUCCUGGAGGUUGUGCUGGAUGGUAACUCAUAGGAUAUAGCCAUCAGAUAACACAUACCCUAUGCUCAUGUCUCAGUUUCAUCUUUCAAGUAAAAUCCAUACCCCCUAACAGCAGUGUCCAGAGUAGCAGGAAAAAAGGGUGGGCCACUGACACGAAUCAUGUAACCACAACCGCUCAAAAAUCUGCCUGAGGAAUUAGAAGGCCAGCUUGCUGUGAGUGCAGGUCAGGCUGCCUGCCAAUCAUGCAGGAUUGCAAACUAAUGGCAUACUAUGCAGACCGCACCCUGAGCUUGGCUUUUAUGCGUCUAAUGAAGUGCUCGCUCCAUGCUUGCUAAGGACUGUCCCAUAGCACUCGCUGGUCCACUCUUCUCCUUACCUUCUUACUAGCAGGCAGAAGCUCCUGGUAUACAGUCUGGGACAGAGAAAAGGUGGAUGUAGUGAGUGUAGAAGGAAGGGAACGUGCCACAGAGUUACAGAGACUGAAGCAGUAAGAGCAUUUGCAUGGUGCAAAGUCAGCUUUACAUUAAUUCAUUUCAUGGUCAGCUAGUCCACACCAGUUUUCUUUCCCUAGAUCCACAUGUGAAGUGUAGUAAAAAUAUUUUUGUAGCAAUGGGCCUAUUCCAUGGGUAUGGGCCUCAGCCCCUAUGUUAUCCCAGCCCUGCUUGUACAGUAUCUUGUAAAAAAAUACUUUGGUGAAUUGGAAUAAUAUUGUUUUGAAUAAGCUUAUGGGAGUUUCUACCUUUCUAACAGGGCUAGUGCAUCCUAUAGGCGACUUAGGCAGUCACCUAGGGUGCACAGGCCCGGGGGGCGUCAGAUUUCAGUGACCGGAAGGAGGGAAGCGCACUAAGGGGACUGGAGAGGACCUCUAGAGGGGUAGAGGGAGGACCACUAAAGAGUUGGGGGAGAGUGAGAGGACCACUAAGGGGGAAGAGGGGUGGAGUGAGAGGACCACCAAGGGGGACUGGAGAGCACUAAACAGGGGGCCAAGGGAGAGCAAUAAAGGGACAGGAGGGAAGGGGAGAUCACUAAUUGGCAGGAGGGUAGUGCAAUAUAAUUUUUUUUUUUUAAAGUUGUUCCCCUUAGUCCCUAUCCUACCCCACAAACCCUCUCUUUUACACUACAUAUACACAAAAUAACACACACAGAAACAAACAAUGCAUCCCUUACACGCGUACGCACACACACUGCUUCUCUUACACACGCAGAAACAAAAUGGAAUCUCUUACACACACACACCCCCAGAAACAUACAAUGCAUUCCUUACACACAAACAUACAUUAUAUCCCUUACACAAAUUGGUAUCCCUAUACACUACAUUCCAAGAACACACACACACACUACAUCCUCUACAUAACACAUCCCCAUCACACAUACACUCCACUCCCUCCAGACCAUGAGCUGUGUAAAGGGGCCCCAAAAAAAUGGAGCUGCUUCCUGUUUGUUAAUUGUUGUGAGCACUGUUACAAAAAGGCUCCAGAGAGCCUCUUCUACACCAGACCCGUGGAGGCAGACUGCAGCCUGAGGCCAUCAUCAUCCUCUUGUCCUCAUCUGGUGGUAAGUAGGCAAUCCAAUAUAUUAUUAGUGGCACUAAUCUCUAAUUUACCUCACAUUAAAGGGCCACUAUAGUCACCAGAAGCACUACAGCAUAAUGUCGUGGUUCUGGUGUCUAUAGCCUGUGCCUGCAGUCUUUUUAAUGUAGACACACAUUGCUUUUUCUUAUAAAAGACACUUUUUGCAGAACUGGCAUUGGCCCAUAUGGCAGAGCAUAUGGGUGGGGCAUUGUGAUUUCACAUGGUGGGCAGGACAUAUGGGGGGGAGCAACAAAUUUUUGUUUGUCUAAGCCGGCAAAAAUCCUUGCACCGGCCCUGCUUUCUAAAGUAUAAAACAUCCUCCCAGAAUACUGCCAACUCAUAAAGAAUCACCGGAAUAAUAUUAAAUACUGCAAUAAAUAAAUUGCCUAUCAAGUUUUGCAUGGAGCAAUCUAGGUCUCCUUUUUUACCUUUCUUAUAGCUAUGUAGCCUUUCCACGGAACUGUAGGUUUUCAUUUUGCCUUCAACUACUGUCUUUGCUAUUGUACAUCAUUAUGGAACAUGUUGGUGUUUAAAAGUGCAAUCCUAUUAGAGACAGCCAAUGUAGUGUUGUGGAUGGCAGUUCCUGGACAUUGUGGAAGUAGUACUAACAUGUUUAUAAUUUCAGACUCCAAAUGAGGUGGCCGUGUUCACAGAACCACAACGCCUAGAGUGCUCAAUUCCCCAGAGCAGGAUCAGUGUCCUAAAAGAUGCUUUGGUAAAUAACACAACCUACUGUCUAGGGUUUCAUGUAUUGAGUGAAACCCAAUUACUAUGUAAAACCAGGAUAUAUUUCAGCUGAUUAUUUUACCUUUUCCCCCCCCCCCCAUCAGAAUUUCAUACAUUAGCCUAACCAGCCACAAUAAUUCCCAAAUUAGAUAUCAUGACAAGCAAAAGUAUUAAAAGUGUGCAAGCAUAAGCAGGACAGUCAAGCCAUAGAAGCAAUCCCCUACUACAAUCUAUUGAUUAGAUCAAUCUUUGGCACGUCAGAUGUAGAGAUGUCGCGAACUUCCCGCGAACGGCUCGCCACGAACCGUUCGCGGUGAGCUCCGGUCAGCUGACACAUCCCGGCCAAUCUCCAGCAGACCCUCCCUCCCAGAUCCUCCCACCUCCUGGACAGCAUCCAUGUUGAAGGCAGCUUCAACAUGGAUGCUGUCCAGGAAGUGGGAGGGUCUGGGAGGGAGGGUCUGCUGGAGAUUGGCCGGGAUGUGUCAGCUGACCAGAGCUCGCCGCAAACUGCGGCGAGCCGUUCACGGGAAGUUCGCGAAAUCACUAGUCAGAUGUUGUGGACUACAUCUCCCAUGAUUCCCUUGCAGUCAUAAUACUGGUAAAGCAUCAGGGGAGAUAUAGUCCACAACAUCUGGAGCGCUGAAGGAUGCCUACCUCUGGAUUAGAUCUAUGAACAAAUGUAAUGCAUAAGAUUACAGACUUCUGUACUAUCAGCAGACAUAAGUUAAGGAGGGUGGAUGGGUUUAAAUUCUUAGGAUUGACCAUCACUGAUUUUAUUAUAUUACAGCUGAGUUGGCUGGAUGGAGAGAAUGAAAGAAAGAAAAUCUAA